Messenger RNA from Penicillium soppii, 516 nucleotides. Its product is annotated as Copper amine oxidase N2-terminal. The record is from RefSeq and is a predicted model, not a curated record. Gene Ontology annotation, biological process: amine metabolic process. The transcript has 2 exons. Lineage: Eukaryota; Fungi; Ascomycota; Eurotiomycetes; Eurotiales; Aspergillaceae. Bases 1 to 516 code for a protein of 171 amino acids. Gene Ontology annotation, molecular function: quinone binding; primary methylamine oxidase activity; copper ion binding.
AUGAUUGAGCACGGAACCGACCGAUACUGGGCCGAACAGAAUUAUCCUUGGCUUUUCUACGGUGUCCUCAAGACCUUACUGGGAUGGGAUCCACGGGCUAAUGGGCGGUGGACGGAGCAGAGUUUCAAGGAAAUUGAAGGUGCGUUCGACUAUGCGGCACGAGAGGUGAUUGUGAAGGACAAGGAUAUCGUCAUUUGGCAUACAAUUGAUAUGACCCAUACCGUGACUCUGGAGCAUUUCCUCGUCAAGUCUGUCUCGGGUUUUCUGAAGCCGACUAAGCUCUUCGAAUUCAAACCUGCGUCAGACGUCCCGCAGAGUACGCAAGCUAUGGACAAGUGUGUUUCCAAGUUGAAGGGAAGCCAUGUCAAUGCCUUUAAGAACAAUUCAGAUCAGGAAAUAGAACCGGGCAUCUCUCGGACUUGUGAUCAAGUUGGAGUGCGAAUUUGGCUAGAGAAGUUUAUCUUUGACAUAGUUAUCACUGCCUCAAACGCCGCGGGAGUCCUCACUGCCAGCUGA